Cicer arietinum (chickpea) is the source of this 710-nucleotide messenger RNA. Lineage: Eukaryota; Viridiplantae; Streptophyta; Magnoliopsida; Fabales; Fabaceae. The record is from RefSeq and is a predicted model, not a curated record.
CUUCUUGUUCAGACUCCGUUUUCAUUGGUUCUUCUGAUCACUGCUUCUGCUUCUGCUUCUGCUUCCUACAAUCCACCUUUUUGUAAGUCUUCAUGUUUUACUCUCAUGCCUAUAGCAUCACCAUUAAACCGUUCGGCGCGUAACUGUAUAGCUAUAUAUAAAACACAUGCGUAGACUUGUUGAACUUCUACCGAUCUGUGCGAAAAACAGAUUCAUGCCAAUGUACCCAGUGAAUGGAUCACAGGGUAUAUUGGCGACAUCAACUCCGAAGAAUCAAGAGAAGAACGAAAUGGAGCUAGCUACUAAAGAGAUGAUUGACCCAAUUGUCGCCUAUAGUCGACCUCCACGACUUCCUCCUGUUAUAGGACCCUUGGUUGCCCUUUCGUUGUUGGAUACAUGGUGGAACUGGAGCUCCGAUGAUGAUGGAAAGUGAUGUGAGAUAUCAUACCCUCUACUUAAAUAUAGUUUUAGAAAUAAACAUAGCAACACUGAAUGCAUAGCUAAGCAAUCGUAUCAUGAAGCUCCAUAGUUUGAUGUAGCCAUCUAGUAGUGGACUAAGAAAAGGCUCUACAAAUAUUUUGUAAAUUUUCAACAUCCAUAUUAGUAUUGCAUGAGGUCUUCUUAAAAACCCUGCAGGAACAUGCAUGAUUGUACAUUUGUUAAUGGGCACCAAUUUUGGCUUGAUUUUAAAGUAAAUGAAAAAUACUAUA